Molecule: messenger RNA, 1332 nt
Organism: Naegleria gruberi
Lineage: Eukaryota; Heterolobosea; Eutetramitea; Acrasida; Naegleriidae
Exons: 1
Coding region: 1-1332 (443 amino acids)
Molecular function (GO): protein binding
Source: RefSeq, a predicted model, not a curated record
AUGAAGCAACCACUACUCGAAUUGCCUGAUGAAAUGCUCCUCACCAUAUUGAAUUUUACCUCUCGGAAUCCAAGAGAUUUAAUCAUAUUAUCUCAUACUUGUCGGAGAUUUGAAAAACUUGUUGAAAAUUCUCUCUCCAAUACAAGUAAUAGUAGUACAAAUGAUGAUCAAUCGAUAAAUCUAUUCGAGAUGAUCAAGAUUGAAACAAGUGAAUACUUGAGAAGGGGUUUCUUAUUUGAAAAAUUGAUAAAACGACCAUUUGGAACCAUCUAUGAUUUGGUGAGAGAUUACUGGACCGCCUCCUCCUCCACUGCCACCAUAAUAGAGAGGCAAAUUAAAAGUGAGGAGGAGAAGAGAGAGGAAUGUAGAAUGGCACUGAAUUCAAAGGAGAAAUUGGUGAAUGCUUUUUAUUUUGCUAGAAUGGAUGUUAAAUUUUCUGCUUUUGAUAGAAAAGUUCAGGAGCUGAUUGCACGUGUGGCAAAGAGAGAUCCAACUGUACUGUUUGGUGUGAUACUCACAUUGAUGAGUAUUGCUGCUCAGGUUUGUGUUGGACAGUAUUCCAGUAACCAGGUUGGUGAAAAAGAUUGGAAUGGAGUGUUUUGGUGGAUUCCGUAUUGCUUUGCCGUCGUGCAAACUCUAUUGGGAGGUGUUUGGUGUGGAUUUACAGCAUUUUCACUAUUAAGAGGGAUUGGAAUAUUGAGAAAAUUGAAUAUUCAUAGAUUUACCACUAAAUUUCAUAAGGAUGUCAAUUUAUUCGUUGCCAAUUUGGCAAUACCUGUAUUUGCUGGACUCAUUCUACUAUUUAAUGGAUAUGGAAUGUAUUCUGUAAAGUCAUUACUGUAUAGUAUACUUGGAAUUGAGAUGAGCUAUUCCCAUAUACUUGUAAAUACGAUCAAUUAUUAUCUUUCCUUCCCAAUUUGGAUUUAUUUGGGAGUUGUAAGCAUCAGUGAGUUGAAAAAGAUUUUCAAAAUGAUUGUGCCACCAACAGUUACUAUCCAAAGCUUACUAUCAAAUUAUAUAAUAUCCCUAUUCUUGGGAGUGUCGUGUUAUAAAUUGGGAGGUGGAUGUUUGAGUGCUCUUCCAAUAGCAGUCACACUAUUGGCCGAUAGUUGGGAAGUGAAUGCCCUAUAUAUUAAGGAGAAACUUAAAGUAGGUUUUUUUGGACUGUCUCGUUUUGCUUUAGGUGUCAGUUUGGCAAUACUUGGUUGUGGUCAUUGUUCUUAUUUCACAUUUGCACCUGUUACUCUUGCGACUGUCUUUGAAACAAUUGGUUUUUUGUUUGGGAAGAAACAUGAAACAUGCAUUUCACCAAUUGAUGAGACAUACCAAUAG